Pocillopora meandrina is the source of this 14590-nucleotide messenger RNA. Lineage: Eukaryota; Metazoa; Cnidaria; Anthozoa; Scleractinia; Pocilloporidae. The record is from the annotation of a GenBank genome assembly.
AUGACAGUAGCAGCUCCUCACAUCUGUGAUAUCUUAUGUGAAAGGGAAAUUACCUGCCAGAGCCAUAAUUUCAACAGAAAAGAACAGAUCUGUGAAUUGAACAACCGCACAAAGGACGCAAGACCCGAGAAUUUCCGCUUGGAUCCAGCGUGGUUUUAUAUUCGCCGUUUGAACGGAAGAGGUAAGUAUUCAGCUAAUAACGUUGGAUGGUAAUCAUCAAUAUUUUGGUCAUACGCUCGACUUUGCUUACAGUCCACGUUUUCUGAUCUCCCGCGCUCAUCGGUAUUGAUUUUUCUAUCAAUUCUUAAUUCUAAUAAUGAAAGAUAUUAGUUCUAUCCCUUUUUCUUUGUAGUUGCUUUUUAGUUUCCCACCAAAAGCGUAGCUCCAAGUUCUGCCGAUAAACACAUAACCCACAAUUCCUCCACUCACUCUGACGAAGGGCUAACACUCGAAACAUCUGUUUUGAAACUCUGAACGGUGGCCAACUUACGUUAUCAAGUCAGUUGAUAGCACCAAAUUACCUUGUUAUACUCUCCCACCGACGCAGCAACACAGUUUCUUUAGAAACUUACCCCCUUUAUUCAGUUUAACUUUUAGUUAACUUCUUCACAGAACAGCUUUGAUGCAUGUGUGAAAUAGUGAUAACAAAUUAUUUAUUUAUUUAUUUAUUUAUUCUGUAAAAUGAUACAAAAAGCUUAAGGUCUGGCAGGAAGAUAAAAAAGCUGGUGGCUCUAAAGGAAAGGUUUAAAAGUGUGGGGGGCCCACUUCCCAAGAGAAGGGUGUUUGACAGAGCGUUUAAUUUAACACAUUUAAAGGCGGACUUUGAGUGAAUGGAAUUAGAUCCUCAUUCUAAUUCUCUCUUAUUUUUCACUCUCGGCUUUCGACUUGUGCACCUAAAUAUACUUAAUUUUCAACAUUUUUACCUACAUACCAGCUCCCUUGGGUUCGAUUCCGGAGUUACCAGCACGUUCAUGCCGGGAAAUAAAAGAAAGCGAAGGAAAAAACACUGCAAGCAACAAAUACUGGCUGGAUCCAUCUGGCACAGGAAAGGCAGUUUUGGUUUACUGUGAUAUGAAUUUAAAAGGUAAAUCAUCAUUACGUCACCGUUAGUUUCACUUCCUGUUUGAAUUGUAGAUUCUUUCAAUAGCGUCCCUGUUUUUCAAGAUAUUAUAAAUUGCUAAAGUCCUGAAAUCAUAGCAUUGCGCAGUUUCGGCUUUAUAUUCAAUUUUUUUUUAAUAAAAAGGCCAAAUAGGGCAAAAAUACACACAUAGGGAGACGCUUAAACCAAAAUACACUUCGACCAACAUUCUUACUUCAACAUUUCAGUUAUAAAGCAAUUUUCUAAUUUGUUCAAAGAUAAUUGAAUCUUCUUCUCCAUGUUAUGCAGGACUAUUUUUCUGCUAAAUUAAUGUGUAAGUUCCUAUAAAUGUAAGACAACUAAGGAGUGUUUUGCAACAACCAAGAAGUGUUUUGCGACACCCAAAAAGUGUUUUGCAACAACUAAGAAGUGUUUUGCGACAACUAAGAAGUGUUUUGGGACAACUAAGAAGUGUUUUACGACAGAUAAGAAGUGUUUUACGACAGAUAAGAAGUGUUUUAGGAGAACUUAGUAGUGUUUUUUUGACAACUAAGAAGUGUUUUGUGACAACUAACAAGUGUUUUGCGACAAGUAAGAAGUGUUUUGCGACAACUAACAAGUGUUUUGCGACAACUAACAAGUGUUUUGCGACAACUAAGAAAUGUUUUGCGACAAGUAAGAAGUGUUUUGCAACAACUUAGAAGUGUUUUGUGACAACUAAGAAGUGUUUUGUGAAAACUAAGAAGUGUUUUACGACAACUAAGAACUUUUUUGUGACAACUAAGAAGUGUUUUGUGACAACUAAGAAGUGUUUUGUGACAACUAAGAAGUGUUUUGCGACAACUAAGAAGUGUUUUGCGACAAGUAAGAAGUGUUUUGCGACAACUUAGAAGUGUUUUCUGACAACUAAGAAGUGUUUUGUGACAACUAAGAAGUGUUUUGUGACAACUAAGAAGUGUUUUGUGACCACUAAGAAGUGUUUUGCGACAACUAAGAAGUGUUUUGUGACAACUAAGAAGUGUUUUGUGACAACUAAGAAGUGUUUUGUGACAACUAAGAAGUGUUUUGCGACAACUAAGAAGUGUUUUGUGACAACUAAGAAGUGUUUUGUGACUACUAAGAAGUGUUUUGCGAGAACUAAGAAGUGUUUUGCGAGAACUUAGAGGUGUUUUGCGAGAACUAAGAAGUGUUUUGCGAUAACUAAGAAAUGUUUUGUGACAACUAAGAAGUGUUUUGUUACAACUAAGAAGUGUUUUGCGACAACUUAGAAGUGUUUUGCGACAACUUAGAAGUGUUUUGCGACAACUUAGAAGUGUUUUGCGACAACGAAAAAGAGUUUGGCGACAAUCAAGGAGGGUUUUGCGACAACUAAGAGGUGGUUUGCCACUACUAAGGAGUGUUUGUGACAACUGAUUGUGGAGGCGAAGCAACAAUCGAAGGGGAAGUAACAAACGUAAGUCCUACACUGUCGAUUUCAUAGAGAGAACACUAGAUUUUGUGGAUUCACUGAAAUCAUCAACAAAUAAGUACCACAGUUGCAAAGCAAUAAGGAGUCAACAGAUCACUGGUGUUUAAGUGGGAAAAAAACAGAAGUAAACUUCCUGCAAAACUGACUCUUAACAAGACAAAGAAGAACACAGAGGAGAAGGACCAACAAGUAAAAAGUUUGGGCAGAUGAUGGCUGCGAUACGAUCCAGAAAUUCCACAGGGAUUUGAGGAAAGCCUUGAAAAUACAAAGGAGAAGAAACAAGUCCUAUACAGUUAACCCAAAGUAUGGAAGAUGGAUACCUAAAAAUAGAUACAAUAUCGACUAGGUAGGUUCCUGUCCCAUUUGUAAACGAGCAAGAUAAAACCUACGACAAAUUGGGUGCUAAGCUAGUGUGCGUGUCACAACCAUCAUCUGGGUUAGAUAAACGACAGGCUACUCUAGAACUUUGUAUUGGGGCAUAUGGGAAACAAAAUAUGAAGCCAGCUCUUAUCUUCAGAGGAAAAGGGCAUGUGGCCACUGAGAAGAAAGAAAAGUAUCACAAGGGGUUGAUGUGUAUUUCCAGAAAUGCCUAGAUGGAUGAAGAAAUCAACAUGCAGUGGGUCCAGGGCACACUUAUUCCAGGAAUUGGGAAUGACAAAGAAGAAAAAGUUGUAUUUGCAGACAAUGUCGGCUUCCAACAAGGUCAAUAAUUCCAUGAAACAUGCUGAAGUUAGAUCGACACUACAGUUUACGUGCUGCCUGAAAACCACACUGACAAAAUCCGGCCCAUUGAUGCAGGAUGUGGUCGGAUUAUGAGAGGUAAAAUUGGUGCAGCAAUGGAAACAUGGCUGAAAGAGGAUAAUAAUCUCGACAAAUGGCAAGAUAGACUUUCGGCAAAGGACAGAAGAGGGCGGAUUACGCCCACGAUUCGCUUUCCUCAGUCCGUUUGGAUUAAACGUGGCUACUCUUAUUUGUCUGCUCCGGAUCUUCAUUCUGACAUUGACAUAUCGAUUUUCAUGGAUGUGCCAUCUAACCUGGAUGUGUCUCUCGGUGAUGACUCAGCCGCUUCAAAGGUUUGCAAGAUUACCCUGCUAUAGCAGCUAGUUUACAGAGGGGAUAAUGAUGUUGUUUGUGUUUGUGAGACCUGGCUCAAUAACUCUGCCAUGGAUUGUGAGCUUCUUUAUGGCUACUCUAUCUAUCGAAGAGGUAGAGAAGGAAGCGUCGGCGGCGGUGUAUUGUUCGCUAUUGGAACUGAUCUACAGGCCUUUCGCCGUUUUGAUCUUGAGAAAGAAAACGCUGAACUGAUAGUUGUUGAAGUUAAACGCUGAACUGUUUUCCCGUUAUCUUGUACACUUUUUAUUGCCCGCCUGGUUCUUCACCUGAGAUUCUUCAUCAUUUGAACCCUUCAGAGCAAUGCUGAGUCAAGUCGCAUUGUUUUGGUAGGAGAUGUUAAUUAUAAUUUACUCUCUAUCGACUGGUCCACCGAUUUACCGGUCUCUUUGGGUACUGGGAAUCAUGCAAUGGAUGAUAUAUUUUGUGAGUGGUUGGUGAUAAUUACCUCAAGCAGUUCGUAACUGGUCCAACGCACAUAUAUAUCUGGAAGCAAGUUAGAUCUUUUUUUGUGUAAUCGUCCAGAAAUUAUCACAGACAUUCUCACUUCAACACCGGAGAAGUGUGGGUUUCCAGCGGAUCAUCACAUUUCAGAAUUUGCAGUCCUUUUAAAAUUUAAGCUGUCUAAGCCUGUUCGCGCUACACCUAUGAUUUCAAACGCGGGAAUUUUCAAGAUCUUUGCAGUCUCCUGUCACAUACCCCUUUGGAAAUUGCAGUUUUUGGAGACAUUAACGAGAGCUGGGCUUUAUGGAAGGAUUUGUUUUUGUUAGCUGUAGACCAAUGUAUACCUACUAAGUCUUUAAAAGAUACUAACUCGCCUUCCUGGAUAGACAGUGAUCUUCGCCAUCACAUUCCUAAGAAAUAUGGGGCUCUGAGGAAAUAUCGCCUAAAUAAGUCUGACGAUAACAAACUGAAACUGCGCUCCUUGAGUCAACAUGUUAAGUACCUGGUUAAAAGAAAACAUCGCCUUUAUUUGGAAAAAAUUGAAGGCGCAUUUUCUGAGAAUCCAAAGAAAAAAAAAAACCACCGAGCCAAACCAAAUUCAGUGAUAACCUAUAACGGCAUAGAGGCUACGACCCCAGCUGAAAAAGUGGAUCUUUCUAAUUCUUAUUUUUCAUCCGUCUUUACUCCUCCGAGUCCCGUUGUAAACUACGAUAUUUCCGCUCUUUCAGUGCACCAGCAUAGAUCAGUUAUGCAAGUAACGAAGUUGCGAACUGUUUAGCCACUUUGGUUACCUCUAAAGCGUGCGGCUCUGAUAACACUCCUCCACGCCUUAAAAAAAGGGGCAAUCAAAUUGCACCUAGUCUUUGUUCACUUUUCAAUCUCUCCUUACAAACUGCUCGCAUACCGUCUGAAUGGUAAUAAGCUAAUGUCACACCUGUACGUAAAAAGGACUCUAUGGAAUUGGGUGAAAAUUAUAGGUCUAUUUUCUUAUUAUGUAUACAAAGCAAAGUCCUAGAACGCUGUGUCUGUCUUAAACGUUACGAUCAUGUUAAGCAAUACAUCAUUCCUCUCCAGCAUGGCUUUUUGCGAGAUCGCUCCUGCGUCACACAGCUGUUAUCUGUUCUUAAUACCACUGGUCAUAACCUGGACAAAAAUAUUCAAACAGACGUUGUCUACCUGGACUUUGCCAAAGCUUUCGAUUCUGUCGGUCACUCAGUUUUACUUCAAAAGCUCAAACGAUAUGGUGUGGAAGGAUGGAUGGUGUUGCCUUGCAGUGGGCCCCAGUUACAUCGGGAGUUCCUCAGGGCAGCCUACUUGGCUCACGGUUCUAUUUGUUGUUUUCAUUAAUGAUCUGCUAGGUGUUCUACCUUCAGUUCCUUCAGUUCCAUCUCGUCUAUAGCAGAUUGUGAACGACAACAACAAACUCUGACAAACCUCCAUUCCUGGAGUCACGACAAUAACAUACGAUUCAAUGCCUCUAAAUGCAAAGUUCUAACUAUAACGCGCAAGAAAAAGCCUUUACUUCAAGACUUUUUUUUAGGCCCUGAAAAAGUACACCACGUGCGUGAGGAGAAGGAUCUGGGUGUAGUUAUCUCGGACAAACUUACCUGGGACUGACAUGUACACCUGAUUACAGCAAAAGAAAACAAACUUUUAGGUCUGCUGAAGAGAUUAUGUCCCUUGUUAAUUAAAGUAGCAGUAAGAAGGUCCUUGUAUUUAACGAUUGUGAAGCCCCACCUUUGCUAAGGAACUGAAUGCUGACAUUUUGCUCUCUCAGUUUGCUUGUAGGAUUGGGAACCUUGGAAAGAGGGGAGGGGGCUGGUGCAUUAUGAAUUUUUGACUUUUGCUGAGUUUUCAGUUGGGGACUACUACCCCCCCUCUUCCCCAAUGUAAUUCUAUUGCCUUCAUUAAUGUGGUUAAGGUUACUUCCAUCCAUGAAUUGAUUAAAAUGUUCUGCUUGCACACUGAUUUCAUCUGUUAGUAGUCUAUGAGGUAUUUAAUAUUUAGGAACAAUUUUAAGAACACCUUAAGAACAUUUUCAGGCUGGUUUUGCAGAACAAACCCGAUUUAUAAGAACAAAAUCAGCCUGAACCACUAAAACACGUGUUCUUUUAAGCGAAGCCAAAAGUAAUUGUAACAAUUUCUCAUCAGUAUCAUAACUUUUAUUUUUACUGCAUGUGUUUUACGAAGGAUUUACAGCUGUUUUUACAACUCUUGGUAAGAAUGGAACAAAGGGUCCAGACUCAGUUAGCGGUCACUACACAGGUCAGGAUCAUGACGGACAAGUUACAGUGUCCGGCGGUAUUCAACUGUGGACUGUGCCACACACUGGUAAAUACAGAAUAGAAACAAUAGGAGCCUCAGGGGGAUACGGUGAGGACAGUGUCAUCAACGGAGGAAGAGGGGCGCGGAUGAUUGGAAACUUUAUGUUGACCAAAGAUGAGAUCAUUCGUAUACUUGUUGGUCAGAGAGGGAGAGGAACCAAAAAAACUGCCGGAGGCGGAGGAGGUACAUUUGUAGUAAGAGGAGACAACAAGCCUUUGAUCAUAGCCGGAGGUGGAGGAGGAGUUGCUAAAAUGACAGAACAACAUUCAGGAUGUGAUGCGUCCAUAAACACAACAGGAAAUGCAGGGUAUAACUCGCCAUUCCUGUCAGGAGGAAGUAACGGAAAUGGAGGACAAACUGAUAAACCGCACUCUGGUAGGUGAAGAAUUUCCUAUUUUUUUUUUUGCAUCCAUAAGUAUUUCGAACAAACAGGUGGUACUGAUCGCUCAAAUUUGGAUUUUUUUUCAGAAUUACUAAAAGCCAUGAUCUGUUAAGUUGCUAAUGUCGACUGUAAAUCUCUUGAUUGUAGGCGGUGGUGGCGGCGGCUUUUACAGUAAUGGAGAAAACUCAAAGAUUUCUUAUGGAGGGGGAAAGGGAGGUAAAGGGUUUCUGAACGGGGGAGAGGGGGGAGCAUAUUGUGGUGGGUUCGGAGGUGGGGGUGGUUAUCGUUCAGCUAAUAAAAUACCUGGGGGAGGUGGAGGGUACUCCGGGGGAGGUGGAGGUGCAAAUAAAGAUACUUCCUGUGGGGGAGGGGGAGGUUCUUUCAACAACGGAAUAAAUCAGCAAAAUGAAUGUUGUUAUAAUACUGCUGGACAUGGUAAAGUGAUCAUAACAUUUCUCCACUGAAAUGUAUGGCAGCACUUUCCUUAGCGUGUAGUGGUAAUUCUGUUUUGAAGCGCUAAUUGAUGUUUGUUUUUGAACUCAAUAGUUUAACUUUUUUGGGUCAUUAUUUAGAUUUUGUUAUUAAGCCGUGUUACUGUAAGACAAACAGCGCAAUUUGUGGUACUAGAAGCGUUUAUAUUUGAGGUUUGAAUUAAAAUUCACAAACAACAUUUGCUAGAAUGGGUGAGUUUGUGAAUUUUUACUGACCUCACCUUCUCCCACGGGGGGAGGGAUGGAGUAGGGGGAGGGGGAAGGGGGGAAGGGACAGGGGGAAGGGAUGGGGAGAAUUAAGUUUGGCUCGUACGUUCUCAGUCAGUAUGAUGCAUGAAUAUUUAGGUGAUAGAAAACAGUGAACAACAAGUUAUCCCACCUCUUUAUUCACUCAAAUUCUUAAGCGUUAAAAGCAUACAAUAUUAGGGUGAGGCAAGAUAAUAGUUUGUAAUCACCAGGGUGAGGACAAUGUUAGCCACAAAUUACUUUGGCCUAUAAAAUAAAGAAGAUACAAAUGCCAGGACUGUUUAGACUUUAAAUAGCGAGCAUGGGGGAAGUUAGUGAUGAUUGGUCAAAUAAUAACAUAUGGGUAAUAAAGACUAAGUAAUAAUUUUGUAGAGAAACAGUUGUGAAGUCAGCUCUUCAUAUUCUUGUGCAUUUAAUGUCAAUGAAUACAUAUUUAACAAUGUAAAGGAAUGCAAUCUUUUUUUCUCGAUCAGCUCAAAACCAAAAUCGAUUUUCAAUAAUGAUACAGUCAGUGUGACCCGGCUUGAGUUGUAUGAUGCAUGAAUAUUUAGGUGAUAGAAAACAGUGAACAACAAAUUCUCCCACCUCUUUAUUCACUCAGAUUCUUACGCGUUAAAAACAUACAAUAUUAAGGUGAGGCAGGAUAAUAGUUUGUAAUCUCCAGGGUGAGGACAAUGUUAGCUACAAAUUACUUUGGCCUAUAGAAUAAAGAAGAUACAAAUACCAGGACUGUUUAGGAAGUUAGUGAUAAUUGGUCAAAUAAUAACAUAUGGGUAAUGAAGACUAAGUAGUAAUUUUGUAGAGAAACAGUUGUGAAGUCAGCUCUUCAUAUUCUUGUGCAUUUAAUGUCAAUGAAUACAUAUUUAACAAUGUAAAGGUAUGCAGUCAAUCUUUUUUUCUCGAUCAGCUCAAAACUAAAAUUGAUUUUCAAUAAUGAUACAGUCAGUGUGACCCGGCUUCUUUAAUUUUUUUGCCCGUUCACCUUCUAAAUGUUGCUGCGCAUGACACUGACUGUAGGCGAUGGCACAUAUUUUUGUUUUUCUGCUAACAUCUGGAAUGUCUUUUCAGGAGGCUCCUAAAUUAUAAAGUCACAUCAACAGACAGCAAGGUAAAUUUGUGAAAGAAUGAAAAAAGUAUCUAAGUAUCUUACAGGAAAGUUCGUGGAUCCCCCAACUUUACUCAUAGCUUUUAUUCGUCCUUGAUGUUUUUUUUCGCAGCACACGAAAACCGGCCUUGACUGAAGGUCUUUGGAGGGUAAUCGAAAAUUGUAUGAUGCAUGGAUAUUUAGGUGAUGGAAAACAGUCAACAACAAAUUAUUUUCUAUGACAGCCUUGUAUAGCAGGAGAUUCCUGACAACGGCUAUAAAAAGCGUUGCAAAUUGUUUGAGGCCUUCCAACGCAGUUUCUGAUUAGAUUUCUGAUUGAGCAAUCGGAAGAUAUUAACUAAAUAAUUCACACACACUUUUCAUAAGACAUUAGUCACUCAUUACAAGUGUCUCCUUUACUGAACUUAACUUCAGCGGAAUACAACGAAGGUACUAUUAAGUACAAAGUCAAAUUCGCUAAAUUGGUGGUGAGUUGCUAUAUAAAAACUCAUCCUUGUAAAUACGGCUUAUUAUUCACUCGCACAAAAUGAAAACAAAAAGGAAGUAAAAAGAAUUGUGACAAUCAAGAUUAGUUUAUUUGACCAGAUCAUUAACAAUGUUUUUCUUUCCUUGGAAGCUUUUAUCUUAUUACUUCUUCUCUCUCUUUCAUUAGUCUGCACAAUGAUAAUGAAUCCAUUUACACUGCAUCAAGAAAAGUCAACAUAAACGUGGUACUUUUGUUAUAAGAACUUGAAAGAAAAUCGAUAAAACCCAAGAAAUAAAACUAUAAAAAAUUGACAUGUCACCAUCGCUGUGCAUAGCAAACAUAUUUUAGGGCAUCCUGAAUCUAUGAAAAAUAAUUCAACGCUCGCAUGAUUUUUGUCUCUUAAAUGACCAAAAAGAAAAAAAAGAACUUGCUAAAUUUGAGAGUAAUUCAUCAAAAUAUGAGUCACUACGUAACUGAAUUGCAAGAAAGAAAAUAACCUUUUAUAAUGCAGAAGUUUAGGUGCGGCAAAUGUUUCGUUGAAAAUCAAUCUGACUAAGGUAGUGUAAUUUAACCAUCAAUAAUAUUGGUAGAGAUCUUCAUAAAAGUGACAAAUUUGUACUGUGGACCGUAAGGUAGGGGGACCGCUUCUCCUGGAUCAGUAAUCUCGUUUCCUUGUUAGUCACAGCAGUUUGUCCGAGCUUUUGGGACCACAAUCCUCCUGGGGGGGGGGGGUGGAGGGCGUAAGUCAAACAUGUACGAACUUGUACGAAUGACACUUGAUUACAUGAAAAAUUAGCUUCACCUCACAGUCAAAGAAUAAGAAAUAAAUCUAAGAAUAAAAAACAAACUAUCCGUUAGCCGCCAACCCCAAAAUUUCGGAACAUCAACUUGUUGUGGUAAAACGGAAGUCUUUAUUUUACGCUCAAGUGUGGGCGAACAAGGAAUACGCGUAAACAGUUGGUGAAGUGCGGUUGCCCACAACUGUCACGGCAAAAGAAAUAACCUCGCGGCAAAAGAAAUAACAAUGUCCUCACGGCAUAAUAGAGGGCGUGGGGUCCGGGACGAGCUGUCGAGGUGCACCAUGGGAUAAGAAAAUGCAGUAAAGGGGUCAGCGGCUGAUCAUCACUUCCCGCCAUUUCUCUCGCCGUGAGUCUCUUUCUUUUGCCCCGAGGUUCUUUUGCCGUGACAGUUGGGGGCCACCUUAGUAAAGAGUAUUAUUAACUUCCUCAUACGUCGCGCUCAUACAGAUAUAAUUAAGCUAGAAUAAAACAACACAUGAAGGACAUCUUCCUCUAUUUUUAUUCAAAUUACAGGCCAUUGACAUGCAUUAAGUAUAAUUGAGUUUUACCAAUCAACUGGUUCCCAGGGAAACUAAUUCAGUUUUGAACCUCAUAAUCAGACAUAGGAUGUGAUGUAUUUGAACCAAAAUAAAACUGCAGCUGUCUCAUUUCGCUAACUGUUUAUCUUAAGGAGGAAAAACUCACUCUAGCUGUUCGCUUGAAUUAUAACGAGUGUUUUUUUCUGAGAACAUGCUGUCUGUUUUCUACUGUUUCGUUCUCACCGUUUUGGCUUCCCUAAUACCAGAAGUACGAGGUAAGAUUUUCCUAUACCCAAUUCACACCAAUGCUUAAACAUGUUUUAAAGCUGUUUUGUUAAACAUGGUUGGAAAUUGUCUUCUUAGCAGCUGCUUAAACCGAUGUUUUCCAACUUCAAAUUUAGCAGAAUUAAAAUAUAAAUAAAGUGACUUGAAACCUAUAGAAAAUUCAGUUAUUCACAUAUCUGUUUUAAUUCAACCCGGUUGAUGUUGUGAAUGGGGUAUUAUUUGUUGUCAAAGAACUAUUUCAAAGUUUUCUUUAUCAUCAUAUGAUUUUUUUGUUAUCUUUAUCUACAUAACUAAGCCUUAAGCUUGAAAUAUUGACAUAAGCAUCUCCUACUAGUACUAAAGACAAUAACAAUUUUAUUCAUCUACAUACCCGGAGUGGCAUGAGACAACCAAAUAUUUUCAUUUCGUGUUGCAAUACUUUUUAAAAAUUACAAAAUUGAAAGAAAUAAAAUUUUAGGGAACAUGGUUUCUGGGCUGAGCCAAAAGGGAAGGUUUAUUUUGAAUAAACAGUCACUGUCUCUGCAAUGAUGUCCGUGAACCGCGUUUAAUUUUCGACUUUUUGAUCCUACACGAUGGAUAAAAUGACUACUGGCAGACCUGUUUGGCUGUUUGGCUUCAAAGUUCAUAUAAAGGCUGGUUCCAUUUUUCAUAAAACGUAAUUCGAGGGGUUCAUGUACUCCAGUGCGCGGGCAGAGGAAAGGAUUAAGUUAUUACCGAUCCACCGCAGAAAGAAAGUUUAAAAUUAGCUUGCGGAAUAAUUUCACUUCACCCAACCAAAACAGGUGAUUUCGACAGAAAAAUCUGCUAAAUAAACUUUACGCAGUCUUGCGUGAUCGUAACGGAGACUGAUGGCAGUGAUCGAGUCAUUGAACUCCUUAAGAUAUUUUAGGUUCAAAAAUAUACUUUCAGCCUUUAUAGUGCACGAUCCAGUGCGAAUGUGCGAUCAUGAAGAUUCCCCGCAUGAAAAUUCCCCACAUUUACUUUAAUGUUUACUUUAAUGGUUGAUUGAAUUUAUUAAGGAGCGGAAACUUGAAGAGGCACCCAAAGGAAAGUUGUUUGCAACUAGUUAGAAGCUUUUUGAAAUGGUAAAAUUACUAAAAACAAGCUGGGCGAUAUUUAUUUUCCUUUUCUUUCAUAACAUUACCAGAAAUUCGAGUAAUGGAUCAUAUUUUAAGCCGAACAGCUUUUAUAAUUAAAUGUUGCAGAGCACUGUACGGCGUUUAAAAAAAUUCUUAAAUACUUAAGCUUUGCGGGAAGAUAAUCAUCUUCCCAUGCUCUUAGAAGUUAGAAAACAAUCACUAAAACGGUUUUAGUUUUGAGAUUUUCGAAAAUAAAAUGUCAGACAAAUUUUCAUAGCCAAAAAAACCUCAAAACAGACUCAUUGACCUAUUGUUUAUCAGAGCAAAGUAGUACGUGUGGUGUCCCCCAAGUCUCUAUUUCAGGUCCUUUGUUAUAUACUAUAUAUAUGAUCUUCCUUAUGCAUCUAAAUUAAUACAGCCUCUGCUUUUUGAUGAUGACACCAGCACCUUUUAUUCUCACUCAGAUCCCGAUUAUCUAGAGUCCGUUCUCAAUGAUGAAGUGUGAAAUCUUGACAUUUGGAUGAAAUGCAAUAAGCUUUCAGCAGAUUUUAAGAAAACAGGUUACAUUGUUUUUAAAUUGAGGCAGAAGAAACUUGGUAAAUCUUUUUCCCUAUCCUUUGGAAAUCAGACAUUGAAACAAGUAAAGAAACAAAACUCUUAGGUGUUUAUAUUGAUGAGCAUUUAACAAGGAAACCUCACAUAAGCUUCGUAGCUAAACAAAUCCCUAGUCAGCCGGCUGAGCAGAUUAAGAUGGAGCACUUUGUGUCGAUUCGGUUCUAAGUUUUCUGAGUGUGAGAAGAAAAACAGUGAAGACAAUGGCCGUUUUUAACUCGUGAAUUGCGUGCAUGCGCAAGAGCGAGUUAUAGAUACCAUGUGGGGAAUGGCAUUCGCUCGCUCGCUCGCGCGAUUGGUCGAUUCCUGUAAACUUUUUUUAGAUUUUAGGCUUUUGAGUGCAUUUGAUAGUUUUUAGCGAACAGUAAACAGAAGAAAUGGCGACCUUUGUUGCUAAGAAUAGUGGUGGGGUGAAAAAGAAGCCAAUGAUAAUCUUAAAAGAGUUUUUUUUUUCGUUUUAGUUUCAACAAGCGGCGCCAGCGACUGGCAGGCAUGCAAGGAUUCACACUGAAAUAACAGAACAACCUUCGUUUUUCAUAAAAUUGUAAUUUACAAUCCUUGAACUCGAAAACAAUCCGAAAUUGAAAAUAUUACUUACUGCGAAGCACUCGGAGUUUACAUAUGUUCAAAAGCUUUUUCUGUUAUGGCAUGAGAUUGAGGACAAAAUUGAUCAUUACGUUUCGUCGCGUGUGUUUUUCCUGUGUGAAGCAACAAAAGAUGCCGGCGACUGACGAAAUUACAAGUUAACACGAAAAUCAGAUAACACCUAAACAAACAAUUUUAGCUACCGAUUUUCAGUGAAUUUUUAAAGAACAAUUUUCUUUUAAGUUUCAAGACAAUUUGAAGAUUCAACAUACAUACAACGUACUAAAAUGCGAAAGUUACACACCACAAAAUUGAUAAAUAGGCCUGAAAUGAAAUUCUAUCUUGUUAUUGAUUAUACGUUGCCUAGCACGUGACUUAAAUCUACCCAGGCGGAGAUCCAAAAUGACGGUGGCAGGCUUGGCUUAGUUAUAUCACUCAAAACUCGUUCCAGUUUGUCUGAUUUGAUAAAGAGGGAAUCGUUAAUGUUCUCAUUAAGACAGUAUUGCCUUGAUUUUCUAAUAUUUACAAUGAAAGACAGUAAAUUUCACUUUUCACCCACAUUUACUUCCAACCUUUUCUUUUGAACCAGAAACAAAAAUGAUAGACGUUUAAAACACAUGACAUCAUCCACCUUGUCAAAUGUAAUAGCAUGAUCAUUUCAAUUGUAAUGCCUUCUUAUCCCAACGUUACUUUGUUUCUUUGCUACAUUAGCGAAUACUGAACUACUUCUCGUACUCUAGAUAUGACAAUCAACCACCAAAUUCCCUAAACCAGAUAACAUUAAACAUCAUGUGUCUAAAUCAUGUGUCAAUUCACGAGUUUGCUCACAGAGCACUUUGAUUAUACUAGAUGACGCGUUACCCGUCCAGUCGGAUAAUGCGUCUCUGAAGUUAUUCGUCUGGUGUAAAGACGGGACGAACAACAUAACGAGCAACAAGAGACGAAUAAUGAGAGUUUUUUUGGCGGUAAGUUUCAAGAUGGCGGCCCUGCUGGAGCUUGUAAAAUUGUUUUCCUGUAAAAGAAAAGCUGAAGAAGAGUUUUUAAGUUGCCAAUAUAAAAUGAACGAAGAAAUGUGUUCUUCUUUGAAUUCUUCGAUCGACAUACUUUCCUCAAGAAUUUUCUUUAUCUCCUCGAAAACAGUUUUGUUUGUAGUCUUCUUCAACGCAAGUGUGUCCAGUUUGUAACCAAAGUCGUUUUCCUCGUCUGGCAGGACGAAGGCAAAGUACUUCAGCUCUCUUUCUGUCCAUGAACGACUUCGCUGUUUCGUACCUGCAUCAGCUGCAGCCGCCAUGUUGUUAUGUUUGGCGUUUAACCGCCAGCGUUUUUGUAACACGGUCUCAUUAAUUUUUAGCUUUGGCUUUGGCAAUCGAUCAAAAUAGAUGAGAUCAUCAAGAGGGAGAUAAAAACUGCAUCGAUCAGUCGGGAGAUACGUUAUAAACAUUCGACUGGUUUCAAUAGAAUAAUCGCAAAGCCAAAAGCCAAAGCAAUAAUUCAGAAGAAAUAGUGCUUUGCAGUUCGAGUUUAAGAGAGGUUCUCAAUACUGCAUAGCAACUUUCCAACUUUACAUAAUUGUUUCCAGGUAGCUGCCGCAGUUAA